Messenger RNA from Dicrocoelium dendriticum, 3296 nucleotides. Lineage: Eukaryota; Metazoa; Platyhelminthes; Trematoda; Plagiorchiida; Dicrocoeliidae. The record is from the annotation of a GenBank genome assembly.
CCUCAUUCGAAUUGACCGUGAGGCGCAAGCAGGGCACCGAGCGUGCAGAAGGGCAGUGACGCUGCGUCCGGCAGUGAAGUUGAACAGGACUCAGAGACAGACUUAUCCUGUUAUCCAGUACGACCUUGAAAACGUCCGAAUUGAAAGCUGGAUUGGGAAUCACACGUGGUCACCUGCGAUGUCGGGAACAGAAAUUCAGCCGAAUCGGUUGUCCCUUGAAAUGAAAGUAUCGUUAGUCACAAGUGCGCAGUACCGUUACGAGGGUACCGUAGCUGCGAUCAACUCGAUUGAAGGCACUCUGACUUUGAAAAAUGUGCGUUUCUGGGGUUCAAAAAACCGUAUGACAAGCACUACAUUGCCCCAAAGCGGAGAUAGUAAACCACCUCCGAUAGGGUCUAUGUUCGAUUCCAUCACGUUCUGGAUGUCCAGUAUUGUUCAGCUGUGGUCUAUGGAUGAGGACAAAACAGAACGGGCUAUUGAAUUGAGUGACAAUGGAGUUGCCAAGGCUGGAGUGGUACUGGAUGCGAAUCGUGGACGUGGGAGACGGUCCCGGAAUUGGUGGCCUGCAGGUGACCAACGGAGAACGAACACAAGGAACAGUCCAACCAACAGUAUGGAUACCGCAGGUCCCGUAUCUGUGCCAGUGGGAAGAUACGUUAACCCCGCAAAUCAUCCGGUUAUAUCCAAUCAGCCUCGCAUGCUGGUAUCAUAUCCACGCCGAGGACGAAGUAGUGGAGGGCUGAUACCCAGACAAGCAAGUUACGUUCCCAUUGUGCCGAUCGUCUCUGGGCCCGCUGGAAUUAGACGAGCAAACUAUGGACCAAGUCUGAGAGGACCACCUAGCCGAACGUUCAAUGCGCCCAUCAUAGCCGGUCCUGGGGGGCCACGGUUGAGCGGACGCAAGUCAGUUCAGCCAAUUCGCCGAGGUACCGGUGGCGGUGAUGACCGCCGAUACAACCAAGGAGGAAUUAACCCAUCCGGAGGCAUGUUUGUUUAUCUCCCACCAGAAAUGGCUGCUGCCUACCAAUCGCAUGGGAUCAAUCUGGUGCCAGUCAGACCACCAGUCAGCAGACGUAGAGCGAGUGAGCGACGAGGAAAUUCGCGUGAACCUAGCAGUGUGGAACCCGAAAUUGACUGCACGUCACCGUACGACUUUGAAACAGCCAACGCCGAGCUUGAAGCAGAACUUGCCAAAAUGACAACCAAUGUCGAGGGGACAUCUGCCACAAGCAACACCCAAGUCAGUGAAUGCGGAGCGGAAGCCGAUGGAAAUGCGACUGCCUCCACCGGUGAUGGGCAUCUAUCUGCUGCAAUCUGUUCCCCAUCUACAGCAGUGUCCGCAGGAUCAGGAAACGGGGCAUCCGGGGAUUCGUCGAUCGGUGCAGUAACUUCCACAGUAAGUGGAAAUGGAUUGGAUGGAGCAACCAACGGCUCUGCAGCAACCGUUUAUGGCACGACCCCGUUGGCCAAGUGCGUUCUUAGACAAUUUGUUCAUAUUGGAAUGUGAUGCGUGCAUUUAGCCAACUGUAAAUUAUUUGCAUUUGCAUAUGAUGAGAGUAGUGACUGAACGCUAAAAGAUGGCCAACCUGCUUCGGAAACAAACUGGAAGCAAUCAAAUCCGAACUAAAUAGCGGGGAGUUGCUGGUCUUUUACCUGAGGGAAUAAUAACUUGACAAUGGAUAACCAAUUAGAUUGUUCCAAGCAACGUUGAUCAAUUGGAUUCUUAAUUGACUGUGUCCAACAUGAUCCUAUUUUAGUACUAUUGGCCUUACUAAUGGCAUCUGCAACUGAUGAUAGACAUCCUUCUACUACGAAGGUGUUAUCCGUAGAUCGACCUUACAUACAUCUGGGAGCACCGUGGGGCAGAAUGUUGAUUAAAGUUUGGCCGCCGUAGUAAGUAAAAGUGCACAGAUGAGCGCUACCUUAGCAGUCUUUUCAUCAGAGUGCUGUGAUGAGACCGGGGCGAAUACAGAAAGAACAGACCGAAGGCCAUAAAUAGGCACCUGAGACAGGUAAGACAGCUAUUGCAAUUUUGCAACUGGAAGGCAUAAGAAGUAUGAUGACAAUGUCACCAAAUAAGUACUAGGUCAAUACGUGAACGUGUGAAAGAACGAGGCCCUAAGCGGUCAUGUUCAUGUGUAAAUGAGGCAAAACUGAAAGUAAAGAAGAUUGCAGACGCCGCUGAGGAUUCGCUAGUCUCGCAUGUAGCCCGAUCAUACAAAGUGCUCUGGGCCAAGCAAACUCAACCCAAUGUCGAAAGCAUACGAUGAAACUGACUGGUAGCUACUCAUAGCGAUCAGUGUGUAGACUCGGUCGAAUGGCCUUGGUUCCAGAUUAGGGGGUUAGAAAAGCUGGCGAUACAAAUGAAAGACAGUCGAUUACAUAAACGGUAAAGCAAACAUGACUCAGCGGACUAUCGUACAAAAAGGAUUGGUUCACUUGUGCGUAAAGCUGGCCAGAAGCACUAACCGAUAGGAUCAAAUAGCUGGUAGGUGAGGGGUACACAGCCAAUCAGUGGAACAUACGGAAAGCGCCAAACUGAUGUAAGAACCUCCGCAAAUAUGGAAAGGUCUGUUGUUACUGAAACGUUUCCCGCUGUUGCUCAGGGGGUGAGUAAGUAGCCUUUGCAAUUGCAUAUGCCCCGACUCCAGCAAAGCAUGGUGUAUGUCAUGCAUUUUGACGCAGUUUUUCCGUCUAGUAGGAGCAACUAUGAGGACGUUCUCAUAGCAGCAAAAUAUAACUUAUACCAAUUAUCUUUUUUCAUUGUAGAGGUGAAUAUUAUGUACGGGAAAAGUGUUUCUUUGAUCAGAUCAGCCGUUCGGAAGGCGGGUCCAGAGGACCCUAUUCCUCGACUGGUGGAAGGGGGACGUACAACCAGAGUGGAUAUGGUGGUGGUGGACCUGCCAUGGGUUACGCUCCGGGUAACGCUGCGCGAAGGGAACGACAGUUAAACAUGGAAACAUUCGGACCCAUGGCAGUGAGGACCACCUUCACCUCCAGACGCAGACCAUCGGGGAGUGGACCGCGAGAAUUCCUUGUAUCUGCAUCGGCUUGAUGUGGCCCAUAUACAGCUGAUGUUACGAACAGUCAGUGUAAAGGCUCCUAGUUACCAAAUAAUGGCUGUGCCGGAACAGUCCCCCUGCGUUCAGUAUGAGACGCAUCACACAAGCAUCGUGUUAAAUUGACCAAUUAGCUCGUUUCUUGGAAACGCGCCAAUCGAUGCGGGGAACAGCAGCUUGUAGUUAUUUGCCAAUAUUGGUUUCUUUCGUUUGCAUUUGUUGUUUCCAUAGAGGAAU